UUGGACCAGACGCCUUCUUCCAAUUCUAAGAGUUGGUCUGGGUUCUUGAGGGUGACCCUGGGUUCUUGGAGGUGGUUUGGGGCAUAUGGUAGCAAGGAUGGCCCACGGAACAUGCUAGGCAACUGAAGCCUGAGAGAGCCACCCCCCCAGCCCACUGGGCCUCCCAGGGGACUCCCUGGAGCUGGGAGGAUGGAGGCACCUUCCCCUCCCCCCCCCAGCAGGGGCUACAGCUGCAUCAGCGCCACCCCCGCUGGCUCUAGUGUGGAACCCCAGGCUUUCUGAUUUCUCUUUAACUCUUAACCCUUUCAAAGAGCAUGUUAGGAAAGUGGGCGUAGCGCAGCCAGGUCUCUGGUGGAAACCUGUGGGUGGCAAAUUUUACCAACUCCUCAUCAUUUCCUUCCCUCCUCCUCUGACCCAAGCCCCCAGCAGCUGUGGGCUCCAGCAGCAGGAGUGGCCAAUCCCCAACCCAGGCCCUGACCCCCAAAGACCCUGUCCUGGUCCUAACGUCCAAGACGAGUCUCUCAUUCACAACUGAUUGAUCUGGGGUGCAGAGAGGGCAAGGGAUUUGUCCAAAGUUACUCAAAGUUUCCAAGAUCCAGGGCUCCAUUCCUGAUUCCUGGUGACUGGGUCCUGUCUGGGGGAGGGUGAAGUGAAAAGGGCCUGGUGGAUGCCUGGAGGACCUCGGGUCCUUGGGCCUAACUACCCCACCUCUGCCCCCACCCACUCCCUAAACAUAACCUUAGACAAGAUUCAAGGUCUGGCUAGGAGGGGGUGGAGGGGCCUCCUUGCGGUAGUGGUGGAACCCAGUGAGGAAACGCUGAGUUAGCAGCCCCAGAAAAGGUGUGGGCUUGUCUUCAAGGUCCCAGGAUGCUAGCCCCAGUGUGUACCUCUCUGCAUCCUGCCUUUCAAAGUGAUGUGCGGUUCUUGGUGGGCCAAGACCGGAGGGAAGUGUUGGCCCAUCGCUGCCUGCUGAGCUCCCGUUGCGACUACUUCCGCCAGCUCCUGAGUGCUGAGAACCCUGUGGGGGGUGCCCCAGAGGAGCCUGUAGUCCUGGCUGAUGUACCCCCUGAGGCCUUUUUAACGGUGCUGGAGUUCCUCUACACCAAUAGCAUCACCUUGGACAGGCGCACAGUCCUGGAAGUGCUGAUUUCAUCGCUGGAAUAUGGGCUGUCUGAGCUUCGAGAGGUAGGGGGAUGGGGAGGCAGGCUGGCAAUGCCAGGGAUGGGCAGAGAAUAUUCCCUGUACAACUGGAGCCUGAGUAACAUGGUCUUGAAGAGUGAGGACCACAGACUUAAGCUGUGUGUGGAAUUUGUGGUGCAGAACCUGGACAUGGAGCUGGUCUGUGAGGCCCUGCAGGUGGCAGUGACCUUCGGGUUGCGGCAGUUGCGGGAGAAGUGCCUGAAUUUCAUCGAGCGUCAUGCCCAGGACGUGCUGAGGACCCCAGCCUUCCACGAGCUCUCCCCGGCCGCCUUGUUAGCAGUGCUGCACAGUGACCACCUGGCAGUGGAUGAGGUCGAGCUUGUGGCUGCCACCCGCCACUGGGCAAGGGUCAGCUCGGCGGUGCUGGAGCAGCCGAUGGGCCAGGUGGCGCAGGCCGUAGUGGGAGAGCUGCGACUACCUCUGCUGUCCCCUUCCGAGCUGAGUUCGCUGGAGGAGCAAAACCGGGUCGAGCCUUUCAUACCGAUGGAGCAAAUUGCCGAGGCCUGGAAGUACCACGCCCUGAGCCGGGGAGAAGCGACCCGGGGCAUCCAGGGCCGCCGCCGAAAGGGGACCGCGCCCCGAGAGCACCACCGUUUCCUGGAAUUGCUGCCCAAGUGAUCGAGCUCUGGAGACUCCCCCGCCUUGCUCUGAACUACAGCUGCCGGCACCCUCUGCGCCAACGGGCGCUGCAGCUCCCGGCAUCCUCCAUGCUGUACCUCCCCGCCCCGUUUUGAACACCUAGACCCAGGAUUACGGCUUCCACCACCUUCUUCGGGCUCUUUGACCCGGACUGGAGCUAGGCCAUAAUAAAGACCUAAGCAUGCGGCUCCCCUCUCCCCGAUCUCUCAGCGCCAGGUCCUUUAUUCACUGCCUGCAACCAUUCUCAGGAUUUUUUAUCUCUUCCUCCUCCCCCCAGAUGCAGAUGACUUGCCCAAGAUCACCCAGCUAGUGGAUGGCAAAGACAGGAUUCGGAACCCUAGUGUUUGGUCCUCUAGCCCAGAGCUGUCCCCUUGUUUCGCUACAUUCUUUCUAGCUUGUCAAAGCCCAUGAACUCAAUCACUAUUUCUACGCAGAUGACUCCCAGAUCUAUACACGCACUCCUCAACCUCUCUCCUCAGUCCCAGUCCCGAAUUACCUUGUCGACACAUCUCCAUCUGGAUGUCCCCUAGGCAUCUCAAGUUCGACAUGACCCGAACUGAACUCGUUAUCUCCCCUUCCCCAACCCCCUCCAGGACAUCAUCUUCCCGUCACCUAGACUUAGGAGUUCCGUUGUAAUCUUUGACUCCUCUCUCCCUCCCUCACCAUAACCAACCCAUCAAGUCUUGCAGUGCCAUUAUCCACAUUUCCGGAACCUGCCCUCUCUUUUCUUAAGUAAAUUUUAUAAUCAGCUCCGUAUCGUCUAGAAACCAAAAAUAAAGUUAAGGCAGCGCUAAAACCAUAAAAUCCAGACCGGUGUCAAUGGAAGGAGACCCGUCUAUUCUGAUGAGAAUAGAGUGAGAUGGUACCAAACAGCCCACAGCAAAGCCCCGCCCCCGGGGCCCAGGGCCUCUCUCCAGCUCCCUCCAGUCUGCGCUGUCAGGUUCCUGCUUCUUCGGCUACCGGGUUCUCCUCUUGGCCUAAUUGCAUGUUGAGUCUUCCUCCUAUGCCCUUCCACGUAUCGGUUUUACGUAUUUGUCAUUUUGUCUGGCACAGUAAUAAUAUUCCCUGACGCUCACAGGCCUCUCGAUUCAGACAUUCCGCUGCUGGGCACGUGGGUGGGUUCCAUUUUUUCAUUAUUACGAAUAAAGCUACUAGGAAUA
Molecule: messenger RNA, 2999 nt
Organism: Vombatus ursinus (common wombat)
Lineage: Eukaryota; Metazoa; Chordata; Mammalia; Diprotodontia; Vombatidae
Gene: BTBD19
Product: BTB domain containing 19
Exons: 9
Coding region: 868-1818 (316 amino acids)
Molecular function (GO): protein binding
Source: RefSeq, a predicted model, not a curated record